AUGUCCUCAAGCUUCCACAGGCCCUCCCUGCACAAGGUUGCCUUCAGCUGCCUGCUGGCAGUGUGUGUCCUAGUCCUUUUCUUUGUAUACUACAAGCCUGAAAUCAAUUUCCCCACAUAUCUGUGUGCAAAGGAAACACAGGCCCAGGUCUCGAACCAUUCAGCAGACCAGCACAUCAACUCACUUCAUAAUGACACCCAGAGGGUCCAGGCUGCAUCAGAGGACGCUGAGCUCGACACUCUUCUGUUGAUCUGGAUGUGGCCAUUUGGCAACAAGUUUGAUCUCAACUGCAGUAUAUUCAAUAUCAGAUGCCACUUGACAGUUGACAAGUCUCUCUACCAUAAAGCCAACGGGGUCAUCUUCCACCACAGGAGCUUAAAGGUUGAGUCUUUACCGAAAGAGCAACGUCCCUGGUUUCAGAAAUGGGUGUGGUUUAAUAUGGAGUCACCUACAUUCUCUCGUCCAAAGCCUCAAAUCAAUCACUUAUUCAACUUGACAUGCAAUUAUCGCCCCGAUUCAAAUAUUCCUGUGCCUUAUGGGCAAUUGUUGCCACUAUCAUCUGGCAUUGAGGGUUUUGAACUGCCACCAAAGGACAAGUUGGUCUGUUGGAUUGUGAGCAACUGGAAUCCGAACUUGAGAAGAGUUCAGUUCUACAAUGAACUGAAAAAACAUGUCCAGAUAAACACUUACGGGAGGGCUUUUGGCCAACGUGUGAGUGAUCAAGACUAUACGAAGAUAAUGUCUAGUUGUAAAUUCUACCUCUCCUUUGAAAACUCUAUUCACAAACACUAUAUUACAGAGAAGUUAUGUCGUCCUCUGAAGCUAGGAAGUGUACCAAUAGUUUUGGGACCUCCAAGACAAGAUUAUGAGGACCACACCCCAGCGGAUUCUUUCAUUCAUGUCGAUGACUUUUCCACUCCAAAGGAGUUGGCAGAGAGGAUACUUUACCUCGAACGAAAUAUUACUGAAUACAUGAAAUACUUCAAUUGGAAAAACAGGUAUGAAGUUCAAUGGUUUAGGUUUGGCCAAGAAAAUGCCUGCAGGACUUGUAGUUACUUACAAAAGAACAGAAGAUACCAAGCUUUACAUGAUCUUAACAAAUGGUACUGGGAUUAAUAGUACUCUAACAAAAACAGCAUCUGCCAAAUUACCUUUCAGUCUGGGACACUGACAAGUAUGGGCUCAAAGUAAAAGACUUAAGUCGCUUCACCUGAAUUGUCUGUGGUUUCUACAAACAUGAGAAUGAUUUUCCAUUAUGAUCACAUUGAUUCCACAUUGAUUGUGGCUUGUGGUAAAGCUGUCAUAAAACAUACUUUUUUUCUUUUUUUUCGGUGAAGCAAGAUAAAGACAAAGAACGUGAUAUGAACAUGAACACUUUAUAUUCCAGAAAACGGUAAAGGCUACAGCUGCUGUCCUCAAAGGCCACUUCCUUGUCUCUGCAG
This is a messenger RNA of Seriola aureovittata, 1442 nucleotides long. RefSeq names its product 4-galactosyl-N-acetylglucosaminide 3-alpha-L-fucosyltransferase 9-like. The record is from RefSeq and is a predicted model, not a curated record. Gene Ontology annotation, molecular function: alpha-(1->3)-fucosyltransferase activity. The transcript has a single exon. Gene Ontology annotation, cellular component: membrane. Lineage: Eukaryota; Metazoa; Chordata; Actinopteri; Carangiformes; Carangidae. The coding region runs from base 1 to 1116 and encodes 371 amino acids.